AUGGCAUCAUCUUCACAACAAAGUAGGGUUAUUAAUCUCGGACCAGAAGAUUCAUCACUUCUUCGGUUUCAGAGUAUCCAUGUUUCUGAAUAUAUUUGGGAUGAACGUGAUCAUCCGAUAUUGAGGGUUAGGAAGAGUCAAAAUAUUUCUGGUGGAUUAGAGGGUGUUCCCGAAGAAAUUAUUCCACAUCUGGAGUUAGCAGGUUUUGUUGGAGUGGCUAACUUGUCUCAGCUUCCAGUAGACAUGGGAUUGAUUACUGCAUUAGUAGAGAGGUGGAGGGCCGAGACACACACAUUUCACAUGCCUCCUAGAGAGUGUACUAUUACCCUUCAGGAUGUUGCUAUUUUCUUAGGUUUACGCGUAGAUGGGAGACUUGUUAUAGCACCCACUGGAGGUGAUUGGGCGUAA
Abrus precatorius (Indian licorice) is the source of this 408-nucleotide messenger RNA. RefSeq names its product protein MAIN-LIKE 1-like. The transcript has a single exon. NCBI's taxonomy places the organism in Eukaryota, Viridiplantae, Streptophyta, Magnoliopsida, Fabales, Fabaceae. The record is from RefSeq and is a predicted model, not a curated record. Gene Ontology annotation, biological process: meristem development; meristem maintenance. Bases 1 to 408 code for a protein of 135 amino acids.